Paramecium octaurelia is the source of this 2063-nucleotide messenger RNA. The record is from the annotation of a GenBank genome assembly. NCBI's taxonomy places the organism in Eukaryota, Ciliophora, Oligohymenophorea, Peniculida, Parameciidae.
AUGGCUCUAAUUGCAAAUGAUACUAAAAGCUUCACCCAUUUUGCAGAUAUAAACACAAAUGAAUAUUCCUACAAAUUCCUUGAUAAUAGUAAUUAGAAAAAAUAUACACCUAGAUAUUCUGUAUUAAGGGCAAUUGUUGGAUGAUCAAGCUUUUCACGGUUAUGGCAAGGCAAUCUUUCCUAAUGGUAUCCUUUUCAUAAUUGAACAUAGGGGACAUAUAUGAAGGAAACUGGAACAAUAACUAAUUGGAUGGUUAUGGAAAGUACACAACAAUAGAUGAACAAAUUUAUGAAGGUUAUUGGGAAAAAAAUUAGCUGUUGAUAUCAGAAAUGGUGAUUGACUUACCAAAAUUUGAGACUUAGAUGUUGAAAAAAAUGAUUGAACAGGAGAUCUAUAGCAAAUACAAGGAAACAGAUAUUAUAAUUUUCGAUGAUGGUAUAAUUUAAACACUAUAUAGGUUCUUCGUAUAGAGGAUAAUUAACAGAUAACAUGUAGGAUGGGUGGGGAGUUUAAAUUUAUUUGAGUGGUAUGAAUAUUCUAAGAAAAAACUAGGUUAAAUGUAUGAAGGUCAAUGGAAGAACGGAAAGUAUGAUGGGUAUGGUAUCAAAUAUUUUGUCAACGGGGAUGUAUAUAUUGGACAUUGGAAGAACGACGAGGCAACGGGUUAUGGGGAGUACAAAUAUGUCGAGGGAGCAUUUUAUCGGGGAUAUUGGCUACACAGCUUUAAACAUUAUUUUGGGAUGGAGUAAUGGAAUGAGACAGCUAAAUACAUUGGGGAAUUCUAAAAAGGAUUUAAACAUGGUAAAGGAAUAUUGACAUUUAAUGAUAAUUCAACUUAUGACGGAGAAUUUAUCAAUGACGAAAUCUAAGGUUAUGGGGAAUAUCGUUGGGUUGAUGGUCGAACUUAUGUAGGAGGAUGGUUUAAAAAUAAAAUGUAAGGCAACGGAAAAACUACUUGGCCUGAUGGAAGAAUUUAUGAAGGGUCAUAUGAUUAAGACUUGAAAUAAGGGUUUGGUUUGUUUUGUUGGCAAGAUGGUAAGAAAUAUAUAGGAAAUUGGAUGUAAGGGAAAUAACAUGGAAUAGGAAUCAUGUAUGCAUAAAAUGGUGAUUAUAAAUUUGGAGAAUGGUUUGAAGGAAAGAGGAAGAGAUGGUUGGAUUAAGUUUAGGAUUCCGACAUAAUUGAGGCAUUUAAAGCUGAUCAUCAAUUGUAAUUUCUCACUUCUAUUUUAGUGAAAUUAUUAAGUAGAUUGCCACUGAUAAAACUGAUGAAUCUCCGUUGAAAGUGUCAGACAGUAUUUGGUCUAUGCCAAGAAUCAGUGAUAAACAACUCAUUAGUAGAUUUAGUUUAACUUUGGCUUAAAAAGAUGGUUAAUUUUAUAUUGGAGAAACAAUUAGAGAAGAAAGAUCUGGAAAAGGAAAACUGUUUUCAUCAGAUGGUUCAUUAUAUGAUGGCUAUUGGUCAAAUGAUAAGAGACAUGGAUAUGGCAAGUAAGUCUAUUCAAAUGGUGACACUUAUGAAGGCCAUUGGAUAUGUGACAAGUAAAGCGGAAUUGGGAAGAUGAUUUAUUCGGAUGGCAGUAUAUUGGAGGGAUUUUGGAAUGGUUAGAUUUUAGAUGGAUAUGGAAAGUAAACAUGGCCAGAUGGUUAAUAUUAUGAGGGUUAUUUUAAAAAUUGUUUAAGACAAGGAGAAGGAAAGCUGUUAUUCAAAGAUGGUUCAUAUUAUGAAGGGUAAUUUGAAUCGAAUGAAAUUAUUGGUAAAGGGACUUUUACUUGGAGUGACGGUUCAUAAUAUAAAGGAUUUAUGAAAAAUGGUUUAAAACAUGGCUAAGGCACAUACAUUAAUUGCGAUGGGGAUUUUCAUAUUGGAUAGUAAACAUAAAUAAUACUAAAUAUUUAGAUUCUACAAAGACACUUGUCAUGGGGAUGGAACUUAUGAGUAUAAUGAUGGUAAAAUCUACAUUGGAUCCUGGUUCCAUGGAGUAAAGCAUGGAAAAGGAACUCUUAAACUUCCAAAUGGAUAAAAGUAGGAAUUAGUAUAUAUUUUUGGAGAAUUAAAAAAUUGA